AUGACACAAGCGACAAUAUAUGCCUUUAUCCAUUUUACAAAUCUUGACUCUUGUACCAAUCCGUCCACAAUGCCAGAUGCAAUAGCCUAUACUCUACGCAUGCCCGAAAAUGGUUCAUAUUAUUAUCGUGCUCAAUCAGUAAAGAUUGAUCCAAAUAUUUAUCGAUGGAAACGUGCUCCCGAAGAUUUUUGUCGAGAUACUAGUACGACUACUAUGUAUACUUCUCAAUUUUUGGGCAUUCAAUAUUUUAUUGAUUUGUCAAUAAUUCAAUAUUCGACAAACAUCAGUCAAGAUCCAUCGAGUAUAUUCAUGAAUCAUUUCGGUUGUCCUGCACAUUAUUAUGAUACAUUUCAAUCAGAAUUCGGAUUUUUUAUUCCAAUUUUAUUUUCACUUACUUUUAUGAUGACAUUCAUGUUGAACGUUGGCUACAUUGUUGAAGAACGUCGAAAUAAAGCCAAAGUAACGUAA
Rotaria sp. Silwood2 is the source of this 468-nucleotide messenger RNA. Lineage: Eukaryota; Metazoa; Rotifera; Eurotatoria; Philodinida; Philodinidae. The record is from the annotation of a GenBank genome assembly.